This is a messenger RNA of Lolium perenne, 1219 nucleotides long. RefSeq names its product glucan endo-1,3-beta-glucosidase 4. The record is from RefSeq and is a predicted model, not a curated record. NCBI's taxonomy places the organism in Eukaryota, Viridiplantae, Streptophyta, Magnoliopsida, Poales, Poaceae.
AGAAGCCGACCUACGAUUCUUUUUCCCCUUCUACCCGAGCUUCCUUACGCUGGUGUGCUCUCUCAACCAUACACUAGCUCCUCCCCCUCCCUAUCUUCAGCAUUAAUGCUAAUUACAUCUUCUCGUCUGUGAUUGCUUGAGCAAGAUACUACUCAAAUAUACAGUUGUUAAUUAGUACUCCAACUUAUUAGUACUAAAUAAAGGCAGCGGAGGGUCGAAUAUAUAGUUUUCCUUUUUAGGCCGUGCUUGCGUCCCCCAGACCGAGGGUUCAGUCUCAGUUAUAGCUUCCGUCCCCAGGAAAAGCAGGCAGGGAUUGUUCUUGGCGGCAGGCACCAAGUUGUGAUUUGGUUGCUGAUUCAGGUGUCUGCGGAAGAUCAUAUUGUCGAUCGGACACUGGGAUAGUGUUAGGAUGUUGACCAGAAGACUGCAGGGAUGCACCGCUCUUCUUAUCGUGUUUCUCCUCUCCAACGUGUCAGGCAGUUUCACUGAAGAAACGGAAGGAGAAAGCAAGAGGCGGUCGCUAGCGACGGGGCAGUUCUGCGUGGCAAUACAGGGAGCGGACCCGACAGCGCUGCAGACGGGGCUCAACUUCGCGUGCGGCCCGGGCCACGCCGACUGCUCGGCCAUCCAGCCCGGCGGCAAGUGCUACAAAGCCAACGACCUGCCGGCGCUGGCCUCCUACGCCUACAACGACUACUACCAACGCAACGUCGCCUCCGGCGCCACCUGCAGCUUCAGCGGCACCGCCACCACCACCACCACCGAUCCCAGCUCGGGUCAAUGCGUCUUCGCGGGAAGCUCCAUGGCGGGAGGGUCGAACUCGAGCACGCCGGGAGCGAUCGCCCCGUCCAGCUUCACCCCGCCGUCGUCGACCUUCACGCCGGGCUUCACGCCUGGCUUCGGGAGUCCAGCCGGCUCCUUCAACCCCCUGCCGGACGCCGCAGACAGCCUCAUGGCCGGCGCUCGCAGGUCGCUCUGCGUGCUGCUUCUUCUGCUGCCGCUCUCCUUCUGAUCAGUGCCUCUGCUCCACUGUACAUUGUGCUCCAUGCCAUUCGUUGCAUUUUACUAGAGAGUAUUAUUAUGAAGUUACAUGACAGGGAGGAUCACUAGAGUAUCACCAUCAUCUUUACAUGUUCUUUCUUUAGUACUUCAAGUCGGAUCUUCUAUAAACUGAACCAUAUAUGUAAAUAAUUUAUGGAGAUCGCACAUUUUUGAUUAA